AGUAGCCCGUGCGCGCUGGAAGUAUCAGAGGAGCCCCCUCCGCCCGGGCGCGCCAAGAGCACGGGGGUUAAAAUGAAUGAAGACCUGAAGGUCAAUGCAAGCGCACUGCCUCGAGAGCACCUGGAAGUCGGCCCGGCGGAGAACGCCUCGGCCGCCGUCUCCUCGCAGACGCCAUCGGUGGAGCCCGAGCCCGAGCUCGUGGUGAACCCCUGGGACAUCGUGCUGUGCGCCUCCGGGACCCUCAUCUCCUGUGAGAACGCCGUCGUGGUCUUGAUCAUCUUCCACAACCCCAGCCUGCGCGCGCCCAUGUUCCUGCUCAUCGGUAGCCUGGCCCUGGCCGAUCUGCUGGCGGGCAUCGGGCUGGUCAUCAACUUCGCGUUCGCCUACCUGCUCCAGUCAGAGGCCACCAAGCUGGUCACAGUGGGACUCAUAGUCGCCUCAUUCUCGGCCUCCGUCUGCAGCCUGCUGGCCAUCACGGUGGACCGCUACCUCUCGCUGUACUACGCGCUGACCUACAACUCGGAACGGACGGUCACGUUCACCUAUGCCAUGCUCGUCCUGCUCUGGGGGACGUCCAUCUGCCUGGGACUGCUGCCCGUGUUGGGCUGGAACUGCCUGCAGGACGAGGCCACGUGCAGCGUGGUCAGGCCGCUCACCAAGAACAACGCCGCCAUCCUCUCCAUCUCCUUCCUCUUCAUGUUCGCGCUCAUGCUCCAGCUCUACAUUCAAAUCUGCAAGAUCGUCAUGAGGCACGCCCAUCAGAUCGCCCUGCAGCACCACUUCCUGGCCACGUCGCACUACGUGACCACCCGGAAGGGGGUGUCCACCCUGGCCAUCAUCCUGGGGACCUUUGCGGCCUGCUGGAUGCCUUUCACCCUCUAUUCGUUGAUCGCGGACUACACCUACCCCUCCAUUUACACCUACGCCACCCUCCUGCCCGCCACCUACAACUCCAUCAUCAACCCGGUCAUCUAUGCCUUCAGGAACCAGGAGAUCCAAAAAGCGCUCUGCCUGAUCUGCUGUGGCUGCGUCCCGUCCAGCGUCUCGCAGAGAGCGCGGUCGCCCAGCGACGUGUAG
Molecule: messenger RNA, 1077 nt
Organism: Elephantulus edwardii (Cape elephant shrew)
Lineage: Eukaryota; Metazoa; Chordata; Mammalia; Macroscelidea; Macroscelididae
Gene: GPR12
Product: G protein-coupled receptor 12
Exons: 2
Coding region: 73-1077 (334 amino acids)
Biological process (GO): G protein-coupled receptor signaling pathway
Cellular component (GO): membrane
Molecular function (GO): G protein-coupled receptor activity
Source: RefSeq, a predicted model, not a curated record